AUGCGCAGGAGAGUCACCGAGGACAGCAUACUCGCCAUACAAAUAUUUGACCAGAAAAAGUUCAAGAAGAAGGACCAGGGGUUUCUGGGAGUGAUCAAUAUCCGUAUUGGUGAUGUGAUUGAUCUUGCUAUCGGUGAUGAUGCUGACAUCUUUGCCCUAGAAAUGCUUACCAGAGAUCUCAAAAAGUCAAACGAUAAUCUUGUUGUUCAUGGCAAACUCAUUCUCAACCUCUCUACAAAUCUAUCUACGCCGGUUCCCACAUCGCAAACCGGAGCUUCACGUCCUAUCAACAAUCGCACCUCAACAUCACCUGUUCCCGCCGCUCAGACGACUACCACCCCCUCAGUUUCAACACCUCUGACUGGACCGCGCCCAACUUCCACGGCUCAGGAGCCGUUGGUCAAUAACUCCAGCUCUCACUUGGCCCCUACAAAUCCUUCUUCUUCCGCAUCCACGGCCGUGGCGCCGCUUACUACCUCACCUCAACAACCCACUGCUCCAGCCCGAGCAAAUGUAGGCAGUACCUUUGAAGACAGCCAGGGCAGGUUGCCCACCGGCUGGGAACGGCGAGAGGAUAACCUGGGGCGAACUUAUUACGUAGACCAUAAUACCCGAACCACAACUUGGAACCGGCCAGCGCAAAACUACAAUGAGCAGACGCAGCGGACUCAAAUGGAGGCCAAUAUGCAGAUGGAGCGCCGGGCCCAUCGGAGCCGAAUGCUGCCAGAGGAUCGAACAGGUGCAAACUCGCCUGAUUCCCAGCAGCAGGCCCGGACGCCACCUACAGCUCCAACAGCGAAUGCAGUAGCAAUGAUGGCCAGCAAUACCACUACCCCUGGUACGGGGGAGCUUCCUUCAGGCUGGGAACAGCGAUAUACCCCUGAAGGCCGCCCAUAUUAUGUUGACCAUAAUACUCGAACCACAACCUGGGUGGAUCCCCGCCAGCAGCAGUUUGUCCAGAUGUAUGGCCCUGAUAACGGGAACCAUCUUGCAUCCCAGACAGUAAACCAUCUGGGCGCACUGCCGAGUGGCUGGGAGAUGCGGUUAACAAACACUGCCCGUGUGUACUUUGUGGACCACAACACUAAGACAACUACCUGGGAUGAUCCCCGGUUACCGUCUUCCCUCGACCAGGGUGUGCCACAGUAUAAGCGUGACUUCCGGCGCAAAUUGAUAUAUUUCAGAUCCCAACCUGGUCUACGGAUAAUGUCUGGCCAAUGCCAUGUCAAAGUUCGACGUGGUGCCAUUUUCGAGGAUUCUUUUGCAGAAAUAAUGAGACAAAGUCCCGCAGACCUAAAGAAGCGUUUAAUGAUCAAAUUUGACGGAGAAGACGGAUUAGAUUAUGGUGGUCUUUCAAGAGAAUUUUUCUUCCUUCUUUCGCACGAAAUGUUCAAUCCGUUCUAUUGCUUAUUUGAAUACUCCGCUCAUGAUAAUUAUACCCUUCAGAUAAACCCGCACUCGGGCAUCAACCCUGAGCAUUUGAACUAUUUCAAGUUCAUUGGCCGCGUGGUUGGCCUGGCCAUCUUCCAUCGUCGGUUCCUUGACUCUUUCUUCAUCGGUGCUUUUUACAAGAUGAUGCUACGAAAGAAAGUCACCCUUCAGGAUAUGGAAGGUGUUGAUGAAGAUUUCCAUCGCAAUUUGACAUGGACGCUUAAUAACGAUAUCGAUGGUAUAAUUGAACUUACGUUUUCGAUUGAUGAUGAGCAAUUUGGCGAGCGCAGGACAAUAGAUUUGAUCCCCGAUGGAAGAAAUAUCCCCGUUACAAAUGAGAAUAAGAAACAAUAUGUGGAGCUAGUGACAGAGUGGAAGAUUCAGAAGCGAGUGGAAGAGCAGUUCAACGCAUUCAUCACCGGAUUCAACGAACUUAUACCUGCCGAGCUCGUCAACGUCUUUGACGAGCGAGAACUUGAGCUUCUUAUCGGCGGUAUCGCUGACAUCCAUAUCGAUGACUGGAAGAAACACACCGACUACCGUGGCUACCAGGAAGACGAUGAGGUUAUCCAGAACUUCUGGAAAGUUAUAAGAAGUUGGGAUGCCGAGCAGAAGUCUCGAUUACUCCAGUUCGCCACUGGUACAUCACGUAUCCCCGUCAAUGGAUUUAAGGAUCUUCAGGGCAGUGACGGGCCUAGGAGAUUUACGAUCGAGAAGUCAGGAGACAUCAAUGCUCUGCCCAAAUCACAUACCUGGUACGUCUGUUUCUUGUUUCCAUCUACCAGCUCCAAGUUCUUCGCUAACAGAAAUAGUUUCAACCGGCUCGAUCUACCCCCUUAUAAGACAUAUGAAGCUUUACAGAACAAACUUACCAUUGCCGUUGAAGAGACACUCGGUUUCGGCCAGGAGUAA
This is a messenger RNA of Trichophyton benhamiae CBS 112371, 2343 nucleotides long. RefSeq lists its product as uncharacterized. The coding region runs from base 1 to 2343 and encodes 780 amino acids. Gene Ontology annotation, molecular function: protein binding; ubiquitin protein ligase activity. Gene Ontology annotation, biological process: ubiquitin-dependent protein catabolic process. NCBI's taxonomy places the organism in Eukaryota, Fungi, Ascomycota, Eurotiomycetes, Onygenales, Arthrodermataceae. The record is from RefSeq and is a predicted model, not a curated record. The transcript has 5 exons.